Messenger RNA from Plodia interpunctella (Indianmeal moth), 1720 nucleotides. RefSeq lists its product as uncharacterized. The transcript has 2 exons. The coding region runs from base 191 to 883 and encodes 230 amino acids. The record is from RefSeq and is a predicted model, not a curated record. Gene Ontology annotation, molecular function: DNA binding. Gene Ontology annotation, cellular component: transcription regulator complex; nucleus. Gene Ontology annotation, biological process: regulation of transcription by RNA polymerase II. NCBI's taxonomy places the organism in Eukaryota, Metazoa, Arthropoda, Insecta, Lepidoptera, Pyralidae.
CAUUGAAACAGUGGGUCAAUAACAAAGCCUCCCGCGAUAGGAGCAUGGGUUAUCCAGGGGGCCCGGACACCCCCUGCCUAGCUUGUAUCGAGGCUCAGCGACGCGCGCCUAUCUACCGGCCCCCUUCCUAGCUGCCUCGCUAGUACCCAAGCGACUACCUCGCUGUUCAGACGCGAUAUCAGUAAAAACAAUGGACGACACAUUAAUCGCAGCUGUGUACAGACGGGAGCCAUUAUGGGAUCCGGCCCAUAAGCUACACAGACACGUAAAUGUACUAAAGAGCUUGUGGGAAGAAGUGGCCGAGGAAACUGGCAGAGAUGUCAAAACCAUAAAGACGCGCUGGAAGAACCUAAGAGCGUACUACGUCAAAGAGUGCCAGAAGAUGCCCAAGGGCAUACCUAAAACCGGCAUCAAAAUGGAUAACACGGCCAGCUCGUGGCAAUACUUCAAUGCCCUGACCUUUCUCGGAUCAACAUUAUCUAGUAUAGAAAAACACGUGGUUGACGACAACACUGACGAUAGCAACUCCACCUCUGUAGUAGAUGUCGACGACUCUUUCGACGCAUAUCAGGAACAGCUAUACCCCAUAGUCAACAUUGAAUCGGGCUACGAAUAUCGUGCACCAUCUCCGUCGUGUAAAAGACUUCGGACGUCUAAUAACGAGCCAAUAGAUGUACAAAAGGAUGACCUGGAGAGGACGAAAAUAGAAUUGCUUCAACAAGACGCGGUUAGGAGAAAUAAUGACGAUCUACUGUUCUUUGAGAGUCUUUUGCCUUAUGUGAGGGAUAUUCCUUUAGUGCGCAAACUUAGACUCAGAUCUGCUAUACAAGAUUUAAUUACUAAGGAACUUGAAGAACUUGCGAAAAGCAAUGGCAAUGGAUAAUAUUAGUAUAAGUAUCUAUAAAUUGUUAUAAUAAUUAUUAUUAAACUUUCGAUAUUAACAUAUUAAAUUUGUGUAUGACUUUGCGGCUGAUACUAUUGCGCGAAUUACGUAAGGAGUGCCAAAUUUUACGUUAAUUUACACCAAUGUCAUUUCACGGCUGUUUAUCGCGAAAAUUAAAAUAUAGAGGAUUGAAAGCAUUUGCUUCAAAUAUAGUAACUAACUAGCUGCGGCCCGGAGCUUCUCUCCCGUGGGAAUUUCGGGAUAAAAAGUACUCUAUGUUUAAUUUCAGGUUAUUUUCUACCCGUGUGCCAAAUUUCAUAACAAUGGGUAACGUAUACUAUCUAGUAGAUAGUGCUUGAAGAGAAAAAAAAAACAAACAAACUUACUUUCGCAUUUAUAAUAUUAGUUGGGAUAUAACGGCUUAAUAAGCUUAAUGGCCUUACUUGCAUUUUAAUUUAAUUAGCAGCGGUUGCUUAAUUAUACCAGAUAGUUCUUUGAUUUGAAACCGCUUUGGACAGCAAACAUCAUUCCUGUUUUGUGUUUUAAAUGCUUAGUUAGUUUUUGAAUAAUCAUAUUAUUUUUUACCGCAAUCACAACUUUCAUUGUAUAAAAUAAAACGUAUACUGAUUCAGUUUCAUUUUUACCGAAUAUAAAAAACGCGUUCGCCAAAGACACAGUAAAAUAAUGCGAUCCCCAUGUCUGGUUCUUAUUUGGAUGCAGUAUAAGUUUUAGUAAAAUAUAUAACUUUAUUGAAAUAGAACCUUCGAAAAAUAGGUGUUCACAGAGUAGUAGUAAUAGGAGGAAAAAAGCAUUAAAUUAUUUCAAAAAACCGUGUUC